This is a messenger RNA of Lytechinus pictus (painted urchin), 3550 nucleotides long. Its product is annotated as guanine nucleotide-binding protein G(s) subunit alpha-like. NCBI's taxonomy places the organism in Eukaryota, Metazoa, Echinodermata, Echinoidea, Temnopleuroida, Toxopneustidae. Gene Ontology annotation, molecular function: GTPase activity; G-protein beta/gamma-subunit complex binding; GTP binding. The record is from RefSeq and is a predicted model, not a curated record. The transcript has 14 exons. Gene Ontology annotation, cellular component: heterotrimeric G-protein complex. Gene Ontology annotation, biological process: sensory perception of chemical stimulus; adenylate cyclase-activating dopamine receptor signaling pathway. The coding region runs from base 1063 to 2355 and encodes 430 amino acids.
ACAGUCAUUCAUUGCGCCUCUUCUCUUCUCAUAUUCCAUUGCUUUAAAUAAGCAUACUUCCCCUUCUCUAUCUUUAAACGCCCUCCCUCUCUCAGUCUCUCUCCACAAGUUCAUCUCCAGCUAUUUUCAGCUCAUGCUUUAUAUGAAAAAAAAAAUGCGCACGGAGUGUGGUGGUGGAAUCCGCCACGGCAGCCCCCGUUAAAGGUGGCCGAGCUGUCGAGCACCGGCUAUAAAAAGAAACAUAUCCCAGCGCAGUGCCUGGGCAUAUAGCUGUUGGCGUUGCCCCCUCAUAGAUCAAGUAGGAAGGUAUAAGGUCUAUUUUCGGAUCCUGGGAAAAUAUAAUCGAAUGCAAAGCUGGCUGAACUGACGGAUCUGCAGUGAUUUUGUGCCUGCCGAUCUUACCCGUUUUCGAUGGUGGUGUGAGAAGUGUUACUUUCUAUUUGUCGAACUAUCGCUAUAUAUACAUAUAUAUAUAUGUUUUUCUUCGCUGCAUGAAGCCCCCUUUCUCAUACAAUAACAAACGGCACACUGCACGGGCGAUCCGCCACAGUCGAUUUCUAGAAUCGGGAUAAUAACCUAUCAGAACCCCGGGCAAGAACCAUGGUAUGAGCCUUCUUUGAUGCCCCUCAUCAAUGAUGCAAGAGUUUAAAGGUAUUGGCUCCUGACGUUUGCCGUUCCAUGGUUCGGCUUUUCUCACCGUCCUUUCGACCGAGGUUUUACUAAGGCUCCGUUUUCCUAUGGCACGGAAUCAACUACAUAACUGGACAUAGCAAGAAUGAAUACAUCGAUGCUAUAGAAAGUGACAGAUAGCCAAGCAAGGCUGAGCAAUUCAUAAUUUAGAUUGAAGGAGACAUAAUGGAAGAGAUACGAGGGCCUGUAAAAUCCACUGUGAACCUUUCUGGAAUCAGUGCGAUGUCAUGACAUAUGCUGUCGAAAGAUCACUCGAGGUUUUUGGGGUAUCGUACACGAAUCACGUUGCGGCAGGACUUGCAUCGCAGCCAAAGACAAGACAUUCUUGAAGAUACUGACAUUACCAAGGUCAGGGAACGAUAGCCUUUCGUCAUGCCCGUGUCGACGAACUACCGUUUGAUCACGCCUAGCACGACGGACGAAAACCUGCCGAGGAUGGCCGACCCUCACUCGGCGGGGGAGGGCACGUGCGAAACCCUUCGCGCCCGGGAACGCAGCAAGCAGAUUGACCGCUAUCUUAGGAGGGAGAACACCCGCUUCAAGCAUUACAUGAGAAAAACUAUGAGGCUCCUGUUAGUAGGUGCCGGUGAAUCUGGUAAAAGCACUAUUGUCAAACAGAUGAAGAUUCUUCAUAAAGGAGGAUAUAACGAAAGUGAAAGACGGGAAUUCAUCCAAAUCAUCUUGGAAAAUGUUCGAGAAUCUAUUAUGAGCUUGGUAAAAGCCAUGCCCCGUCUCCAACCGCCUGUCGAGGUAAAAGACCCGGAAGUAAUACCGUCGUUUGAGUUCAUCCGGUCAUGUGACCCACAGUGUGAAGUGUCGUCCGAGUUCCUUAGAAAUACACAAAGGUUAUGGAAAGAUGAUGGGCUACAGGAUUGCUUAUCGAGGGCUAACGAGUUCCAACUCUUAGACAGUGCCAAUUAUUUUCUGGACAAAAUUGAAGAAAUCAUGGAACCCGAUUUCAUCCCCUCAGACCAGGACAUUGUAAGAACAAGGAAGAUGACAACGGGAGUGGUAGAAACGUGGUUUGACAUCAAUAACGUCACAUUUCACAUGUUAGAUGUAGGCGGACAGAGAGACGAGCGGAAAAAGUGGAUUCAAUGUUUUUCAGAUAUAACUGCCUUAAUCUUCGUGGUUGCCUGUAGUGGGUUUGAUCUCUCACUUCGAGAAGACGACUCCAAGAACAGACUAGCAGAAUCUCUUUCCCUCUACGAAAGAUUAUGGAAGAACAGAUUUUUGAAAGAAACAUCUGUCAUCGUCUUUCUAAAUAAACAAGAUAUCUUAGCAGAUAAGAUCAGGAGUGGAAGAACGAAAAUGAGUUACUACUUUCCCGAAUAUGACGAAUAUACACCACCACCCACGAUCGAGCCCGCAGAAGAGCAGUGUUGCUGUUUUGUGACGCAAUCCAUGCAGGAGAGACAGAGGAGAAAAGAAUCGGCUUUUCCGGAACUAGGCAUGAUUCAAAGUCGUGAGUUCUUCAAAGCCAAAAGCUUUAUUAAAGAUAAAUUCACAGAAUUAAGUACGGUUCAAAACACUGCAAUCAAGUUCCGGAAGUGCUGUUAUCCCCACUACACAUGCGCAGUGGAUACCGAGAAUAUCAAGAAAGUCUUCCAUUACUGCGAGGACAUUAUCCAAAGAGAAAAUCUCAAGAAAUAUGAAUUGCUUUAGCAUCAUAUCAAUUGGUGGACAUGGACUGGGCACGGUACGUGGCUCAGUGGGAGAGCGUACACCUCAUGAACGGUAGGUCGUGGGUUCAAAUCCCAGGCCGAGUCAUACCAAAGACUUUUAAAAAUAGGACCUUCUGCAUUCAUGUCAGGCGUAUGGGAACGGAGAAGGGUUAUAAUAACAUAAUGAACGGUAGGUCGUGGGUUCAAAUCCCAGGCCGAGUCAUACCAAAGACUUUUAAAGAUAGGACCUUCUGCAUUCAUGUCAGGCGUACGUAUGGGAACGGAGAAGGGUUAUAAUAACAUUUAUGUUAUGCAGCGCCUGCUGGGAACUGUUCAUUAGAGUAUUGAUUGUUAAAAUAAAUAAGAAUAAUAAAUCAGUUUCGAUGAUGCAAUCACAUCAUCUACACCUGUACCAGGGUCCCGUUGUUUAAAAGCUAGGAGCGAGUUUUUUUGCAAUUGCAAAAGGGACGGAUUCUAAAACAUAGUAAAUCUAUUGAAAAUGCCCGUCAAAUCACAAUGAACAGGUCGAGGUCUUUGUCGAAAUGUGGUGGAAACGGGACAGCUGAUCGUCGUAAAAUUCUAAGCUGCGGAAAAUUGCAAAUAUGUCGUUUUGUCGAGGGUCACGGACGACACUGUUAUUUUAAUGCACCGAUUUUCGACAAAGUCUACUUUUCAUAUAGGACUUUUGACAAUAGAUUAUCUAAGUUCCACUAAGCGUCUGUGAAGUGGUUGCGAAAACUCUUUAUCAUCAUAGUACCUUUGCCAUGCAAUAGUUUAACUGCUAUGAUUACAAUGCAAACAGCCAAUAAGAAUCCAGGAUUUCCAGGACGAUGGUACCACGAUACUCUUUGGAUGGCAAUGUUUCCACGAUAGUAAUGCAACUGCCCCAUGGUCGAACAAAACGAUUGUGAUAUAUCGAAUGACGCAUUACUUCUCUGUUUAACGUUGUUUCAUCGCCGUGUCUGCGGUAUACAGCGGACAGACAACCAGCUUUGACGGCAAAAGAACGAUUCGCAGAACCAGCAACGCCUCGUUGUGCUUCAUUGGCAAGAGUUUGCUGAACGUUAAACGCAGAAAGUAAUAUCUACUAUUUUGUCGAUUUUCGAGGACAUGAAACUGCAUUGGCAUGAAAACAGUCAACUCAAGAGACAAAUUAAUUUCGAUUUUGGAGACACCAAGAACAUCCAACAUCUACC